Messenger RNA from Xenia sp. Carnegie-2017, 820 nucleotides. RefSeq lists its product as uncharacterized. Bases 256 to 723 code for a protein of 155 amino acids. The record is from RefSeq and is a predicted model, not a curated record. NCBI's taxonomy places the organism in Eukaryota, Metazoa, Cnidaria, Anthozoa, Malacalcyonacea, Xeniidae. The transcript has 6 exons.
CUGUCUUGCACUGUAUUUUGUUUAUGUCAUUUGUUUAAGAGUGCAUAAUUGCUUUCUUUGUGUCAUUGUUUUUUUCAGAAUUUACAGACAUAAACUAAACAUGUUGAGCUGUGUUAUUCCUGAGCUUGAUGAAGGAAAUAUCUGUCCUACUUGUCCCAAAACUGAUGGUGUGAUCUUUGAGUCUCUUGAUGCUCUAUUUAUUGGACGAAGGAAAAAGCUGGGCAGAGUCUUGGAAAACCUCUAUUUGGACAGCUGAUGUUCUAUGAUCAGACACAUGUUGAUCAAUUUGUUGCCAAUUAUACCACACCUACAUCAAACAAGGAGUGUCAUGGUUUUCUUGCUGGGAAUGCUGUUCGAUCAAUGAAUCACUACAGAGCUCUUGAUGAAACAGCAAUCUUUGGCCGAGGCUGUCGACAUGAGUUUCCUAAAAAAUUCUUAAAUUUGAAACAUGGAGAGAGAUUGAGCUAUGCAGUUUAUGUUCUCCAAGAAUUAGAGAAAGAUAAUGUUGAUAAUCCUGCACUCAAAAUAAACAUAUUGUAUGAUGUUGCAUGCAUGUUGGUGAAACACUUACAGAAUUUGGAGGAUCCGAUUGUUGACAUUUUUCAAUUUUCAAUUCCAAUUUUUCACUGCUAUGGGCAUGUUGGACGAUGCCAAGUUAAAUUUAGUCCCCGUCGUAAAGAAGGAUUUGGCCUAACUGACGGUGAGAUGUUGGAGAGAUUGUGAGCUUACAUUCGCAAAUUUAGCAGAAUGACUAAAGAAAUGCGUCCAAGUCACAGAGUUGAUGUACUCAGUGAUGCUCUUUUACAUUAUGGAAAGAAAA